AUGUCUGAGCGUAAGCCCUACGCCAACGACUCCAUCGGAGACGUUGAUGCGCCUUACACCACCACCACAACCACCAUGGACGAAAAGGCCGAAAUCGCCCGCCAUCAUGCCGCGGUCGACGCGGAUGUGCACCAGCUCGCUGAGAAGCGCGGCGACGGCGCCGACGGCCUCGCGCCAAUGGACGACAUUGAGCAGGUCAUUACCAAGAUUGAGGUGCUGGGCGUCGAAGAGUGCCGCCAGAUCCUGUCGGAUAUGCUAGAGUACCACAAGUACGACUACAACUUUGGCGAGACUACUCGCGCUCACUUUCAGCGCCUCAUCGACGGGCCUGCUGAUGGCCAGACGCCCGAGGAAUGGGAGACGGAACUCAAGACGGAGACUGCCGUCAACAAGUUCUUUUCUCCCUACCCCGAAGUUCGCGCCAUCACCACCCCGACGGACGACGAAGACAUGCCCUGCGAAACACCCCGCGCCGUAUUCCUCGGCCUCUGCUGGGCUGUCGUUUCUCAAUUCACAAACUCCCUCUUCAACUCUCGCUACCCUCAAAUCACCCUCUCCUCCUCCGUCGCACAAAUCCUGCUGUACCCCUGCGGCCUCCUCUUCCAAUACAUCCUUCCCGACUGGGGCUUCACCUGGCGCGGCUCUCGCGUGUCCCUCAAUCCUGGUCCUUGGUCCUACAAGGAGCAGAUGCUGGCUACCAUCAUGAUCAAUGUCGGAAGUACCUCUGCCUACUGCUUCUGGAACAUUCAGACACAAACCGUCUACUAUGGCGACAAGUGGCUGACCCCCGCCUACAGCAUUCUGCUGCUCCUCUCUACCCAGAUGAUGGGUCUUGGCUUUUCCGGUCUGCUCCGCCGUUUUGUCAUUUAUCCUGUGGAAGCUAUUUGGCCCAGCAUUCUACCUACUCUCGCUCUAAACCGCGCUUUGCUCGUGCCCGAGAAGCGUGAAACCAUUCAUGGCUGGUCCAUCUCCCGAUACAAGUUCUUCUUCAUCGUGUUUGCCGCCAUGUUUGUCUACUUUUGGAUUCCCGGAUAUCUAUUCCCUGCUCUAAGCACAUUUGCAUGGAUGACUUGGAUCGCUCCCCGUCACUUUACUCUCAACACCAUUACGGGCUCCCAGGCCGGCCUGGGAUUCAACCCCAUCCCGACCUUUGAUUGGAACUACCUAGCUGUCUACUCGCAACCGCUGGUCUACCCCUUCUUUGCGACCAUCCAACAGUACAUCGGAACCAUCAUUGGCGGUCUUUGCAUCGUCGGUCUGUACUGGACCAAUGUUCAGUGGUCGGCUUAUCUCCCCAUCAACGAUUCCGGCAUCUUUGACAACACGGGUGCGCGAUACAAUAUUUCUCGCGUCGUUGUCCCCGGCACCGGCACACUGAACCAAACAGCCUAUGAAGCGUACUCCCCCGCAUACUAUAGCGCUGGAAAUCUGGUCGUCUACGGAGCCUUUUUUGCUUUCUAUCCCCUGACCUUUGUUUUCAUCUUUCUUGAUGCCUGGCGUCCUCUCUGGCGGGCCACCAAAUCAAUGUGCGCGUCCGUUGCCGAAGUCACCGCCCGAUUCUUCAGCGGCAUCGCCAGUUCUGCUGGCUCUCUCGUCCGCGGCCGUUUCGGUGACAGCGCUCGCCAUCUCUACAAUAUUGGCAAGACUGAGUCGUCCAUUUAUGAUGGUUUCGACAAUCCGCUGACGGAUUUGGUCCGCAAGUACCCCGAGGUUCCUGACUGGUGGUUCUUGAUGAUUGCCCUGAUAUCCUUCAUCUUCUCCAUCAUCAUUUUGACCCAGUGGCCUCAGCUAGACACUCCUGUCUGGACCAUCUUCUUCGUCAUUGCACUGAACCUGAUUUUCCUCAUCCCCAUGUCCUACCUAUAUGCCAUCUCUGGUACCACUGAAGGACUCAACGUUGUGACCGAGCUUAUCGUCGGAUAUGCUCUUCCUGGUCACCCCGAAGCCCUCAUGUUCGUCAAGGCGUUUGGUUACAACAUCAACGGUCAAGCCGACAACUACAUUUCUGACCAAAAGAUGGGUUUCUACGCAAAGCUGCCCCCGCGUGCCAUGUACCGUGGCCAGGUCCUCAGCUCCGUUGUCUGCAGUUUCAUCGCGUACGCUGUCGUUCAGUUCGCCGAUACCCAGAUUCCUCACAUUUGCGACCCUCAUCAAGAGUCCAAAUUCACAUGCGCCAAUGGUUCCCAAGUCUACUUUUCUGCGUCUGUGGUGUGGGGUGCCAUUGGUCCUGCUCGCAUCUUUUCGCAAAUCUAUCCUGCCCUCAAAUACUGCUUCCUACUCGGCUUUCUCUUGGCCGUUUUCUGGUGGGUGGGCAAGCGCUUCGGCAGCCACGUCCGCAACGCCGCCAAGAAUGCGCUCCCUGGCGCCAUCUACACGCCCCUCAAUCUCGUCUUCUUCAAGCCCUUGUCUCUUCUCAAGAAUAUUCACCCUUCCUUGAUCAUGAAUGGUCUCCUCUUUUGGGCCCCCAACAACCUUUCGUACUUUACUGGUGGUGUAUAUGUCUCGUUUGCCUUUAUGUACUACCUCAGACGGUACAAGACUGCUUGGUGGGAAAAGUACAACUAUUUGCUCUCGGCGGCUUUGACGGGCGCCGUUGCGUUUUGCGGCAUCAUUCUCUUCUUUGCGGUGCAGUAUCACCCCAAGGACAUUCACUGGUGGGGAACCGACAUUGUCGGAAACACCAUUGAUGGGCGCGGCCUCGACGAUGCGCAAGUUGCUCUCCUUUCUACGAAUAGUACCUUUGGCCCGUCCACGUGGCACUAG
Messenger RNA from Beauveria bassiana ARSEF 2860, 2763 nucleotides. RefSeq names its product oligopeptide transporter. The transcript has a single exon. Bases 1 to 2763 code for a protein of 920 amino acids. Gene Ontology annotation, biological process: transmembrane transport. Lineage: Eukaryota; Fungi; Ascomycota; Sordariomycetes; Hypocreales; Cordycipitaceae. The record is from RefSeq and is a predicted model, not a curated record. Gene Ontology annotation, molecular function: oligopeptide transmembrane transporter activity.